Cuscuta campestris is the source of this 1904-nucleotide messenger RNA. NCBI's taxonomy places the organism in Eukaryota, Viridiplantae, Streptophyta, Magnoliopsida, Solanales, Convolvulaceae. The record is from the annotation of a GenBank genome assembly.
GUAAACCCGUGUUCCAACAAGUUUGGGUGAGUGUAGGAAGUAAAUUGUAUUUAGUUACUCUGAAAAAUACAUCCGGACAUAGGAUGUGAAAAGAUUUGUUUAUGAGUGUCUGGAAUUUAGCCUUGUACACAUUUGAGAGUUUUUUGUAUAUUGUCCUGAUAUAGUGGAAAUAUAAUUUUUUUCUCUCAUAUACUCUUCUUGUGUUUGUUCUCUCAUUUUUUGGUAUCAGAGCUUGGUUGCGCUGGGCAGGAGGGAUUUGUAAGUGGUAAAAGGAUAAAUUGUUAGAACCCAAGGACUGGUUAGUUUUGGCUAGAAGGCGAACAUGGGACUUCAAGAACAAAGAGGAUGGCAUGGAGACCAGGUACGAAGCGGAAUGCUGGCUUUGUGAAGUAUGGUGCAGGAACAGGACUUGAGGAGACUGGGCCAAGCCAUGGCCGACUUCCUGGGCUGGAGCUUGAAGCGGGACCAACCCACACGGUCGAACUGUGGUGGGACAUGGCCUUUGAUGGAGCUUCUGGACCGAAGGGAUGCGGGGCCGGCAUAGUCUUUACUACUCUGGAAGGGUUCAAGAUCUACCAUGCCUUGGUUUUUAACUUCAAACUUACAAACAACGAGGCGGAGUAUGAGGCACUGGCCGGCAGACUCAGAUUAGCACGAGCACUUGGUAUCAAGAGAACGAAGAUCCGGUCUGAUUCAAGCUUGGUUGUCAGACAAGUUAAUGGAGACAUGGAAGUAAAAGAAGAACGUCUUGCCCGAUACAGUGACCCGGUCCGAGCUCUCUUGAGAGAGUUGGAGGAAUUCUUUCUGAUUAGGAUACCCCGGUCAGAAAACACUGAUGCUGAUAUGCUUUCCAAGUUGAUGCAAGCUUGUCCGGAGCAUGUAUCAAAGUUGGCUAAAAUUGAGAUAUUGGACCAACUAAGUGCUGACCGGUUGGAGGUCGCGGCCGUCCAGCAAGGUCAGAGCUCAGCUGCAGGAGUGAUUGAGGCGGACGAUGAGUGGAGAUACGACCUCAUGGAAUACUUGAUGACCGGUCAGAAACCGAACAACGAAGAGCGGGCCAGAAAGGUAGUCUUGCGGGCUCCACGGUUUCAAGUUUUGGAUGGCCACUUAAACAAACGUUCUAUCGGAGGGCCUCUACUACGUUGUCUCACCAAUCCAGAGGCAGAACGGGUGAUAGCCGAGGUACACGAGGGAGUUUGUGCUGCCCAUCAGAUGUCCCGUACACUGGCCCAAAGGAUAAUCUUGCUGGGCUAUUAUUGGCCGACCAUCGUUAGAGAUUGUGAAAGGGACACACCAUUCGUGCUCACUUAUGGAUGUGAAGCCCGGUUGCCAAUCGAGGCAGAAUUCCCAACAUUUAGAGAGGUCGUGUAUCAGGCCGGUCAGAACGAGGCCAGCCACAUGGCUGAAAUGAAUCUAGUGGAGGAGCAGAGAACGAUGGCAGCUGUCAAAAUGGUCGGUUAUCACCAAUCAGUAAAGAGAUAUCAUGAUAACCGGGUAGGCCCACGUUACUUCCAAGUGCACGAUGAAGUCUUACGAAGAAGGGAUACCAGUAAGCCCAAUGAAAGAGGCAAGCUAGUGCGCAACUGGGAAGGACCAUAUCGCAUAAGGGCGAUCACCCGACCAGGCACUUAUCAGCUUGAAACCAUGGAGGGUGGACGAGUCGACCAGCAUUGGAACUCUCACCACCUGCGCAAGUUUUAAAGAUGAAGUGUAAUAUGUUCCCGGUUGUGAAAUAAAACUUGUUUAUUUCAGAAGUAUUGUUUUUAAAAUCCAGUCAGAAAUUGGUUAUAGAGCAGUCUAACCGAGUAGAUGUUCAAUCGAAUUGGACAUCCACAAAAAAAAUUAUAGCCAGCCAGCCUGGUCAAAUUAUUCGUACUGACACGAAAUCAAAUAACGUAACCAAA